AUGGGCCGCCUCCCAUUACCCGGCUUCGUGGUGUUUGGUAUGGCAUUCGGCAGCAUGGCGCUGCUGAUGACGUCGGGCGUGCGGUGGGGCGUCAACCGCAAAACACGCACCAGCUUCAACGGGCAAGAAUACAUAGAAGACUCGAUGGCAGGCAACCAGACGCGAUACCGUGUGGUCACCAGCAGCGACGACACAGGCGGGGAGUCCUUCACAAUGGAACUGCUGAUCAGGGAGGGAGCCUACGGCGCCUCGCGAGGCCAGCCCGGCUCCCAGCCGGGCCACCUGCAUCUGUACCAGGAUGAGCAUGUUGAGGUCAAGCAGGGGCGCCUGGGUUACUGGCGGGGCCACGCCUCGCUGGCGGCGGAGGCUGGGGCCCAGGACGAUGGCAUCAUUAUACAGCAGGGCGAGGCGCACUCACUUUGGAAUGCGGGGGGCGAGGGGGGCGGGGACUUGCUGCUGGAGGUGACGUGGCGGCCGGCACGGCAAGGGGAGGCGCUGUACGAGACGCUUGCUGGCCUGGGGCAUGAGUAUGAGACCGCGCUGGCCGUCAGCCCCGUGCAGAAGCUGCUCACCUAUGCGCGCGGCGAGACCGUGCUGACCGGCAUGCCGGCCUGGGCGUGGCGUGCGGUCGAGGACUGGGUGGUCCCCUUGGCAGAGGGUAUUGGCUACAAGGCUUUCUACAAGCAGUACAGCACGCGAGCGGCGGCGCCCAAGGCGGAGGAGCUGCUGACAAGGCAGCACGGGCUCGAUGCGUCGUAA
This is a messenger RNA of Monoraphidium neglectum, 759 nucleotides long. RefSeq lists its product as hypothetical. The transcript has 6 exons. The record is from RefSeq and is a predicted model, not a curated record. Lineage: Eukaryota; Viridiplantae; Chlorophyta; Chlorophyceae; Sphaeropleales; Selenastraceae. The coding region runs from base 1 to 759 and encodes 252 amino acids.